AUCAAAUAAAAACAAAAGUACAAACGUGCAAACAAUGGCAACCACGCUAAGAAUCUGUGCUGUCUGGAUUGUUUUGUGUUUUGCGUUAACACAAGCUAAUAACUACUCCGAUCCGUACGGUUGCUAUGGGGACGUUUGCAACUAUGAAAGCCCGGCCCAGUUCUGUGAUAUAGUGUUAAGACAUUGUCGGCGUUGCGACGAGAUCCAAACCGACUGUUUUACCAGACAGCAAACGUUUAACUGCACAGAAUUUUGUUAUGAAACUCGAUAUAAACAAGCGGUUAAAGAACUUCGAGUUGCAGGAUGCCAAGUACCACCUCCUCCAGAACACGGACAAUUUAAAGACACCAGAAACCACGUGCCAUUCAAUGACACGUUAACAGUUAUUUGCGGCAGCGGUUAUACCCCUUUAUAUGACGAUCCCAUUAUAUGUGGCGAAUUCUCAACGUGGAGCGGACCGCUGCCGAUAUGUGAAAGUUCAACAAACUAUUAUCUCAUUUUGGCGAUCAUUCUCGGCGUUUGUUUUCUGCUGUCUUUGGUGGUAAAUGUAGUUAUUCUAAUCCGAACCGGCUGUUGUCGAUGGCUUAGGAAAAACAGUGAGAAGAAAACGUCGACUAAGGAAACUCAACGGCUACUAGAUUCAAAAGACAAUGAAAUACCUGUUCAAAUGGAAUCGUCCGGAAUCGACCGGUCAGCAGAUCUUACGCCAGUUUUUCCAUCCGCCCCAACAGAACAAGAACUUGACAAUUUGAAACGCAAGUCAGCCGACAAACAAUCAGAUUUAAAACUAGACGAAAUAGUCAUAAGUGACGAAAACCAUGAUGGAAGCGGUAUCUGUUCCCCUGCAAGCAACACCGGCGGUGCAAUAAAAUCAUUUGUACCUACCUUAGAGACGCAAAAGACGAAUUCCGAUGAAAUGGCAUCUACAAGGACCAAUAACAAAGGAUCAAAUUCCUCACCAAAGUCAUCACGUGAUGCGAACAUUCAAGAUCUGCGUGGUAGUGGCGGAACUUCAGUCGGGUCAAUUAUUCAUAAUCACAUAAACACCACGGUGAAUGUUUUUCCCCAAAAUGGAACCUGUCCUGCCACAGAAGAAAGCCAGCAACAGAACCCGGAGAGUACACCUGAGCUUUUAAAACGACCGGUUGAAGAGACUAAUUACACUGCGUCAGAAACAGUCAUUCCUAUAGAGCCAGAUGACAACGGCAAUGGUGAAGGUUGACAUUUGACAAAUGGUAAAAUCAUAAUACAGGUUUUCCAUUUAUAGAUUGUAACCAUAAAGGCAGAGUUAUUGGGGAAACAUAUUUAUAUUCUGAAAUGUACUGACAUAUAUCUAUUAGUUAUUUUAAUUUUUUAUUUCACGGAAUAAUAUCUUUCACUCCGUGCUUUUUUCAGUGUAGAAAUUGGUCUGUAAAAUUAAACGAUGUCGUAGCGACCCGGUCAUCUUACUCUGUAGAGCAAAAUGUUCUUGCUUUAUCACUAUAAGACCACAAUUUCUACUUUUGGCUGCACAAGCUGUUUUCUUCGAAACAAAUUGUGAACAAUCUAAGUGCUACAUUUAAUUUUACAAUUAUUUUAAUGAAAAAAGAAUUGUCAUCAUGCGAUUGUUACUUUUAUUUAUAUAAGGGAAACUGCGUUAAUGUUGGAAAAUAGGUUGACUGUGAUACUCUGUGCUGUUUGCCAUUGUAUAAUUUCGAAUUGUUAUUUUUCACGUUCUUCUGAAAUUAUGUUAAACAUUUAUAUAAGCAUAUUCAGUGAACUUUUUCCAAAUGCACUCCAAUCUCUGAAGUCUUUUGAAACUAUGCCGCAUACAAUUUAAGUAGACCUUUAGUGUUGAUAAAUC
Molecule: messenger RNA, 1843 nt
Organism: Dreissena polymorpha
Lineage: Eukaryota; Metazoa; Mollusca; Bivalvia; Myida; Dreissenidae
Exons: 8
Coding region: 35-1222 (395 amino acids)
Source: RefSeq, a predicted model, not a curated record